Messenger RNA from Hydractinia symbiolongicarpus, 519 nucleotides. RefSeq lists its product as uncharacterized. Lineage: Eukaryota; Metazoa; Cnidaria; Hydrozoa; Anthoathecata; Hydractiniidae. The transcript is spliced from 3 exons. The coding region runs from base 1 to 519 and encodes 172 amino acids. The record is from RefSeq and is a predicted model, not a curated record.
AUGAUAGAAGAAACACAAAAAGAAGUGGAAGAUGGUAAUAAAACCAAUGUAAACCUCCUUUCUUCUCUUAUUAACGAAAUAAGAAAAUAUCCUUGUGUUUGGAAUAUGUCUUCUAAAACUCACAAGGAUAAGUACAAAAUAGCAGAAGCAUGGAGAAGAUUAUCAGCUGCUUUACAACAUCCAGAAACCGCACUGCAGAAAAUAUUUCUAAAAUUGAAGGAUAAUUAUCGACAAUGUAUAAGAAAAAGAGAACAGGCAACACGUUCUGGAACUGGUCACAAAAAUUGCUCUAGUUGCACAUCAAUUAAAUUCUUCUGCUGUGGUUUCAAAAGGAAAACUGAUAUUGAUGACUUGUUAAGGGAAUCUCUUGCUGCAGAUUUAAAGAAGAGCAAACAGGAGGAGGGGUUAAAACAAAUGGAAAAGCUGGAUAACAAUGAUUCGGAUGAUUUAUUUUGCAAAAGUCUUAUCGAACACUUUCGUGAACUUACAAAGCGGCAAAAAAAAAGGAAGCCAGAAUAA